Molecule: messenger RNA, 2584 nt
Organism: Branchiostoma floridae (Florida lancelet)
Lineage: Eukaryota; Metazoa; Chordata; Leptocardii; Amphioxiformes; Branchiostomatidae
Product: feline leukemia virus subgroup C receptor-related protein 1-like
Exons: 9
Coding region: 22-1422 (466 amino acids)
Biological process (GO): heme export; transmembrane transport
Cellular component (GO): membrane
Molecular function (GO): heme binding; heme transmembrane transporter activity
Source: RefSeq, a predicted model, not a curated record
UCUACGGCAUUGGUUGUUGAUAUGCAUGCCACAGAAAGCUCAGUUCCUGACGGUAGUGAACGCCGGUUACUGCAAGCGGAAGACUCAGAAAACGAACACAACAUGGAGCAACCAAAACCGUACAAGGUUUAUACGCGAAGGUGGGUCAUCUUGGGGAUUUUCUGUCUCUGCUCGAUGAGCAACGCCUUCCAGUGGAUCCAAUACGGCAUCAUCAGCAACAUCAUCGUGCAAUACUACAACACGUCCCCGUUCGUGGUCAACUGGUUUUCCAUUCUGUACAUGCUGUGCUAUAUCCCAUUGAUUUUCCCUGCAACGUGGUUGUUAGACGCUAGGGGGCUCCGCUUCGUGACUAUCCUGGGAUCGGGAAUGAAUGCAGUAGGGGCGUGUCUGAAACUGGCCAGUAUGGGGAGGAACCUGAUUGGUGUUGCCAUGGCAGCGCAGACGAUAAGCGCGAGCGCACAGGUGUUCAUCCUGGGCAUCCCCGCUCACCUGGCGGCCGUGUGGUUCGGCCCGCGGGAGGUUUCCACGGCAACGGCCAUCGGUGUCUUCGGAAAUCAGCUGGGUAUAGCUAUUGGGUUCCUCCUGCCUCCAGUGCUGGUGCCGGUGACUGAGGACCAAGAGGCAGUGCAGCGAGGCCUCAGUACCAUGUUCUACGGUACUGCAGCAGUCAGCAUCUGUCUGUUCCUACUCAUACUAUUUGUUUUCCAGAACGAGCCUCCGAUCCCGCCGAGCCCCGCCCAGGCCGCCAUCAAGCUGUCCCAGUCAGACGACCAAUCGUACCUCAGCUCUGUUCGUACACUGCUGUCCAAUGGCUCCUUUCUGCUGCUUGUAAUUACUUACGGAAUCAAUGCAGGAUGUUUCUAUAGCCUGUCAACGUUACUGAAUCAGAUCAUUCUGCACUACUUCCCUGAUGCAGAGGUGGACACUGGCUGGGUGGGCUUAACCAUUGUGUUUGCAGGGAUGGUAGGGUCUGUUUUAUGUGGACUGUGGCUGGAUCGUACCAAGACAUUCAAGAUCACCACCUUGGUUGUGUACCUCCUGACCUUUGCGGGCAUGAUGACCUUCACCUUCACCCUUGACCUUGGCAGGAUGUGGGUGGUCUUCCUGGUGGCUGGCUUCCUCGGGUUCUUUAUGACGGGGUACUUGCCUCUGGGAUUUGAGUUUGCUGCAGAGAUCACCUACCCAGAACCAGAGGGAACAUCCUCGGGGCUGCUUAAUGCUUCAGCACAGGCUUUCGGCAUAGCCUUUACCCUGGGUAUGGGUGUGUUGGUGGACCAUGAGAACAUCAGGGUGUCUCUUCUUGUCUUAUCAGGGAGUCUUCUACUGGGUACAGUUCUAACAGUGUUGAUCAAGUCGGACCUCAGAAGACAAGCAGCUGGCCACGCGGCGACCAUGCUAGCUGACGGGCCAACCAAUAUGUAACAAAAACCUACAAACAACGGAAUUCUAUAUAUGCAAUCUGGUACAUUUUGUAUUAUCAGGGUUCAAAAUACUGGAUGCAUAGAACCCAAAACUCAGGUGAUUUGUGCCGAAUGUUUGACAGUGGGUGCACCAGUGUAGAUAUCUGUGUAGAGUUUUUACCAUGAUUUACUCUUAUAUAUAUAUAUAUAUAUAUAAUAUUAUAUAGUAUAUACACUAGUAUAUAUAUAUGCAGCUGUUCUUGACAUUUACAAAUGUGUUUGAAUGUAGGUGUUCUAAAUAUAGGUGUAAUAUUUUCAAAAUAUCCAAACUUGAAACCAUGGUCGGACGUCAACAUAAUAUAUCCCAUUUUUAAGAACAUGUAGGUUACCCUGCAAGUAAAGGUGAACUAGUGUUAAAACCUAUGUGUGUUGCUUGUUUGAAUUUUGAAUUCAGGUAUAGAAUUUGGGUAUGUCAAAAUUUUUCAAACCCUGAAACAGUGUUGUUACUGUGGCUGACACUCUGAUUUUAAAUUAUUUCAUAUUCUGUACCCAAUCUUUUGUGUAUCUGAAUAUCUAGGUUAGUUGCAUGAGUGCAAUUUUUCUAUUCCUAAAAUUUCUUUCAUAUUUUUUAUGGUUGGUUGUAGAGCCAACAGCUCAAAAUAAUGCUAGUGAAGGAUCAAAGUACAUUAGAAGCCUAACAGUUGAAAAGGGAGUACAUGGGGACUUUGGAGUUACUCCAUGGCACUGUGAAGGGUCACACAGGGCUUUCAACAUUACAUCUCAAAGAAUGGUAGUUAUUAUUAGUAGUACUAGUAUCCAAUGUUUGUACCGCUGUGGGGGUCCCCAAAACACGGGUGGGCAGCAGUCAGCUAGUCUUCCUCGAGUGGCUCUGCUCAGUGGUUUCACACUGACGAGGCCGCACAUAUUGAUGUACAUCCUUCCGUGAUGUUCUUGGUCUACUAUGACCCCAGGCCCUGUUGCCUGGUAACUGUACUUUAGAGAUGGUGUUGAUGAAGCCACUGGCCCAUUCGAUGUGUCCAUACCACCAAUCAAAAGUAAGCGUACCCAUAGUUUAGACAGAUCCUAAAGGACAGUUUCCUAUUUCAUAAAAAGUGUAAUAUCAUGAGUCUUGGCAUUAACGUCUUCCAUACAUAGAAGGGCACACGUAGGUUUAUAGAAUUAUG